Actinia tenebrosa (Australian red waratah sea anemone) is the source of this 1916-nucleotide messenger RNA. RefSeq lists its product as uncharacterized. Lineage: Eukaryota; Metazoa; Cnidaria; Anthozoa; Actiniaria; Actiniidae. The record is from RefSeq and is a predicted model, not a curated record. Gene Ontology annotation, molecular function: G protein-coupled receptor activity. Gene Ontology annotation, biological process: G protein-coupled receptor signaling pathway; cell surface receptor signaling pathway. Gene Ontology annotation, cellular component: membrane.
GCAUGGAUUUGUUGAAAACAAACCUUUCCUUUUACCUUUCCUUUYAAGGAAAACGAAAUCUCAAGCUGCCAAGAUUGUUUCGUUUAAUUUUCUCAGAAAGACGUUCUUUGAAUUCAAGUCAUAUUGGCUGUUUAAACAACAAAUUCGUGGACAUUAAUGCCCGAGUAAAACAGGCAAAUCAUUUGGGAGUAAGAAAGCGUAGAAAUAAUUUUUCAUACUCAGUACGGCCAGUUAUCAAAGAAUGUACUUCUCCACUUCUAUCAUGCAAGGACAGAUGUACGAAUGAACGAGAUCCAGGAGGAACACAAAAACUACGCUGUUCAUGUGACCCGUAUUGUGAUUAUUUCAAGGAUUGUUGUGCAGACUAUGUCCAAUACUGUCUUCUACAGCGAUCAAGCAACACCACUAAAACAGACAUGAAAGUACCAGAAGAACAAUGGACAUGCAGGUCUGGUAUCUGGAUGAUUGCUUCAUGUCCACAAAGCUGGACCAACCAAGAUAUCAACCAGUCAUGUAUCAAUAAGAGAUCCGCUAUGACUGCUGAUAAUUACAAAGAUGUUCUUCCAGUAGUUACAGCCGACAACAAAACCUAUGCAAACCGAUUCUGUGCUCAGUGCCAUGGACAAAUCAUGCAAACUAUCGUGGAACUCUAUAAAUUAGAGUUUCAAUGUUUGGUGGCUCCAUCAAGUCAAGCAAUAAAAGAGAACACAAUGAAAUUUCUUUUUGAUUUUUGUAGGAAUCCUUCGCCCAAAAUUAAAGAAGAAUUACCCAAACGAUAUUGUUUUGAGUCUGAGUCAAAGUGUACUAAUCUCUCAUUGCCAAACGAGAUCAAAACCAAAUGUUCAGAUGGACGUUACGGUCUUGUUUAUAUGCCAGUUACCAAAAUCAUGUAUAAAAAUGCUUAUUGUGGGUGGUGUAAUAACGUACUCACGAUGGAAUGUGGCCCAACGAGUUUACCAUUUGUGGCAAAGGAUGAAGUACAUUUUGCGCCAGGUUCUGCACGACCAUUUUCUGUCGUUAUGGAUAUUGGAGGGAAAUCAUCAAAGGCAGGCGAAGGGUCAGGAAUGACAUCUUGCCCACGAGGAAACGUUUAUGACGUUUAUCUUGAAAUCUGUCGCCUAGGCGAAACCAUGGUUCCAUUGCAGUCGAGGUCGGAAAUAUAUAAAGUGGCGUUGUGGAUGAAAAUUGUUAGAAAUUAUAAACCCUUUCAUUUUCUAAUUGAUACUUUUAAAUUUCGAAAAUAUUUUGCAUCAGCUUUAUGUCUAAACUCUACAAGAUUAACAUCAAUUAGGCUCGACUUAAUUGAUAUGAAUGAGUACCUGUACAAAGCUGAGUUUAAGAUGGACAUCACAAAUUAUAGCAAAAAAAGGCAGUUCAAUCAAGAUAACAAUAUAACUUUGUUGUUCAAAUCCUUUAAACCUUUCGAGCUGCAAAUUGGUGACGACACUUACAUUGUCAUGAAAGUUACUACCAAACCCCUAACAUGUGUCCAGACAGACACCUAUUUAUCUUAUGAAUAUCAUGUCAUUCCAGGUACCGAGGUAUCUGUUUACAUAAACAAAACGGGCGAAGUGUUGCGCGUGAGGGAUUAUUUUACAUCCAAUCUGACAAUAAUCAAGGGAAAACAAGUACCAGUGGGACAGAUCGUUGUAUGUAGACACAUGCCAUCAGCCAAUUGUUCUGGCAUGUACAUCUUUCUACAGAAACACGAGUAUACCAUUUUCCUUAAUCGAUCAGUGUUACACAAGGCUUCAGGUCAUUUGUAUGAACAUGGUACCUAUACGUGGAGAAAUGGAACAAUCAUGGUCUGUACGAACUUUACAGCAACUUAUAAACGAGAAUCACAGUCAAGAACUGCCAAUGACCACAAGGCGUUGACAAUCCUGACUUAUAUUGGGUUUAUGUUCCAUGUCUAA